Molecule: messenger RNA, 318 nt
Organism: Achroia grisella
Lineage: Eukaryota; Metazoa; Arthropoda; Insecta; Lepidoptera; Pyralidae
Exons: 4
Coding region: 1-318 (105 amino acids)
Source: RefSeq, a predicted model, not a curated record
AUGCUGCGAAAUCACUCCCUAUUGGUAUUACUUUCAUUAUUAACAACAACAAUGGGCGUUGAUUACGUAAACAAAACACACACAAAGCCAUGGAAGGUACGGUUCUAUCCUAAAAAAUCGGUGUUUAGAAAAGCAGACCUCAUCGAUAAGGGAUGUACUAUUUUUAUUAGGGAUUGCCCUCAGAUGUACAAACAGAGUUUGGUCUGUGCGAGACAUUACGACGGACAAUUUAAAACUUUUAACAAUUACUGUGAGAUGGAGUUCGAAAAUUGCAAUAGUUGGAGACAAUGGAGUAUGAUUAAACAGGAUCGAUGUUGA